This is a messenger RNA of Peronospora matthiolae, 2268 nucleotides long. The record is from the annotation of a GenBank genome assembly. Lineage: Eukaryota; Oomycota; Peronosporomycetes; Peronosporales; Peronosporaceae.
AUGAUGGAACACGCUGGACUGGGAAAGAGCUACUGGGGUGAAGCAGUGAUGACGGCGAUGUUUCUUCGAAACCGCUGUCCAACACGUGCCAUUCACCAAGACAAGUCUCCAUAUCAAGUGUGGACGAUGAAGAAACCGAUUCUGGCCAACCUUAAAGUGUUUGGAUGCCACGCGUAUGUUCAAGUGCCUCAAGACAAACGCGCGAAGUUCGACUCCAAGUCAUCACUCUGUCGUUUCCUGGGAUACGCCGAACACCAGAAGUCAUAUCGAUUUGAGGAAGUGUCAACAGGAGCGAUCAAGAUCAGUCGCGAUGCCACAUUCAUGGAAGACAAGUUUGAUGAAGGUCCGCGCAACUACAACGAUGAGUCAAGUGUCGUUGAGUUUGAUGAUCAUGAUGAGGACGAAGAAAAAGAAGAAGGUAAAACUGACGACGACAUGGACUCGAGCGACGAUGACAACGAAGACACCAGGUCUUCGAAGAGCAACAUCAAGAGACACACGCGCACUCAAUCACUUGAGAAAGCUACCGUCAUUCCAAGUCCCAAGCGAAGAACAUACAGAGUGGGGGAAACGCCGACUACAUUCAAGUCGGCGAUGGAAUCAAGCGACUCCGGCAAGUGGAAAGAAGCGUGUGACUCGGAGUUCGACUCGCUUCAGAGAAACGACACGUGGGAAAUCGUGCCUCUUCCGAAAGGUCGCAAGGCCAUCGGGUGCCGAUGGGUUUUUCGUGUAAAGGAGAAUCAAGAUGGCGAAGUUGAACGUUUCAAGGCAAGACUUGUGGCCAAAGGAUUCUCACAGAAAUUCGGAGUUGACUAUGAAGAAACUUUCGCACCGGUGGCCAAGUUCACAUCGAUUCGUGUGGUGCUCAGUAUGGCGGCUAAGUACGGCCUAAUGCUACAUCAGAUGGACGUCAAGACAGCGUUUCUUAACGGCUCCCUCAACGAAGACAUCUACAUGGACCAGCCGGACGGAUACCUGGAUGCAACACAGCCGGACUAUGUGUGCAAGCUAAAGAGAUCACUCUACGGCUUGAAGCAAUCGCCUCGCAUGUGGAACCAAACAAUCGAUGGGUUCAUGAUCAAGAUGGGAUUCAAGAAGUGCGAAUCGGACCACUGCAUCUACAUCAAGCGAGACGACCAAGACAUGAUUCUCGUGGUGCUCUACGUCGAUGAUCUCAUCCUGGCCAGCAGCAACAACGAACUCCUCAAGUCAACCAAGAUGGCGCUGAGCAAACGCUUCGAAAUGACGGAUCUCGGUGAGCUCGAUUACUUUCUCGGCAUGGAGAUCAAGAACGACCGUAAGACGGGAAUGGUGACUGUACAACAAACCAAGUUCCUCAAGUCCGUGUUAACCAAGUUCGGAAUGGAUAACAGCAAGCCAGUGAAGACGCCUCAAGAUCCCGGCCUGAAGCUAACCAAGAACAUGUGUGAACAAGAAUGCAAGCACGAAGACACCAUGUGCAACGUGCCAUAUCGAAGUGCUGUCGGAGGCAUCAUGUAUCUCAUGGUCGCCACACGUCCGGAUCUAGCUGCUGCAGUGGGAUCAUUAUCCCAGUUCUCGUCCGACCCAUGCCCGACUCACUGGCAAGCUUUGAAGCGUGUGCUGAGAUACCUGCAAGCAACGCCCAAUCAUGGUCUUGAGUUUACACGUGAAGAAGGAAGCCGUAUCUGCGGGUACACCGACGCAGACUGGGCCGGCGACAUUGAGUCAAGACGAAGUACAAGCGGCUAUGUGUUCAUGAUGAGCGGAGGAUGCAUCAGCUGGAAAAGCCAGAAACAACGGACGGUCGCGCUAUCUUCAACAGAAGCAGAAUACAUGGCGCUUUCCGAAGCAACCAAAGAAGCAGUAUGGCUCAAAGUGCUUUUGGGGGAACUUGGUGAGAUGACAAGCGACGAAGCGAUCAAGAUGUAUGAAGACAACCAAGGAUCAAUCGCUCUCGCCAAGAACCCGGAGUUCCAUAAGAGAACAAAACACAUCGACAUACGCUACCAUUUUGUGCGUGAGAAGGUGGAAUCAGGUGAAGUCGUUUUGGAGUAUUGCCCGACUCAAGAUAUGCUGGCAGACAUGAUGACCAAGCCGAUCGCCGCUGUACAAUUUGAAAACAUUCGCGAUCGACUUGGGAUCCAUGGUGCCGCAGCUAACGAGUCGAGAGGGAGUGUUGAAAAGACAGCGGCUGUGAAGAAGACACCUCGUCAAGCUGCGUCAAGUGUUGAAGCAAGUGGAAGACCAAGCUUCGCUAUACCGGUGGGUACCGGUAUGUACCAGUAA